AUGUACGCUCUAAACGGCAGUAGGUAUGGCGGAGAUGUCAGCUUCGAAGUUCUUCAUAAGGCCUCCAAAAGAGGUGCGGAGAGCCGGUUCCUAAGUGAACGCGAGAGAAGGACAACUUUUGUUGUUGAUGAAGUCACUAAUAUUGUCAAGGAAAGCAUCGAAAACAAUGUUGGAAAUAGCUCCUACGUUCACACCAAAGUUCCUCAAUGGACUUCUACAAUUGUUGAACAAAUCUUAAACCAAUUAACAAAGUUGGGAAAGCCAUUCAAAUACAUUGUAACCUGUGUAAUAAUGCAGAAAUGUGGUGCUGGAUUGCAUACAGCCAGUUCUUGUUACUGGGAUAACUCGACUGACGGAAGUUGUACAGUGAAGUGGGAGAAUAAAUCGAUGUAUUUUAUUGUCACGGUAUUUGGUCUUGCUAUAUGA
Messenger RNA from Rodentolepis nana, 426 nucleotides. NCBI's taxonomy places the organism in Eukaryota, Metazoa, Platyhelminthes, Cestoda, Cyclophyllidea, Hymenolepididae. The record is from the annotation of a GenBank genome assembly.